GCCGCCGUCAGUCGUCAUGGUGGGACCUGUCAUGCUGCCCUCGUGUUACUGAGAACCAGGUUGCCGGUCCUGACCAUGAGGCCGAGACUCAACAGGUCCGGCCCCUGAGUGUUGUUUCCUUCAUGCCCUGCCAGAUAAAGCGAUGCCGACUCCCCGCCGAGUUCCUAGGCAGGUUGUGGGGUUAAGAAGUGAACCAAAGUUGCGAUGCAAUCGGGCGAACAGGCCGCCUUUGUAAAUUUUCGGUAAAACUGGUGAAUGGAGAAUCGGCAAUGCCCUUGUCCUUCCCUAACGCCUGCAAUGUGGUCUGACAGGUCCGCUCUCUUCAAGGUGGUGGCUGACUUGCACCUGCUUUCGUCAUACAUGACCAUCCACGGAAAAGCGCCCGGAAGUUUGACCGUCCGGGGGUAAUAACAACAUGCAGCAGUUGUUGAUCAUUGGCUUCCCAACGGGAUGGCUCUGGCGCUCUUCUUAUUCCUCGUGGGCAUCACCGUGUCAGUCCAGCCCCAUUACCCUCCUGGAAGACGCUGCACCUUCCUAUCUCGGAGUGUCAAAAACUCAAAAGGGCCACGAGUACGGCCUGCCGUCUCGGGAAAACGACGUGUCGUCAUUCGACAUGAUCAACGCGUAUUUCUCCGCCCCGUCAUCUUUUCAAUUGCCACCACGAGCGCUGGUUCCGAGGCGGCCCCGUCCGUGUCCCGUUCCACUGGUUCCUCAACUCUUCGAUGAAGUGUUCUCGAAACUUGCUCCGUUGUCCCGGCUCCUCAGUCGCUUCGCCCGGCCGCAGGGGUUCGUGGGGGUUCCGGCCGUAUUUGCGCUCGUGGAUCACGCGGUGGAUGCGGCCUACGCCGCGGUGAAAGCCGGGGUUUCGGAGGAUAGUCGCGAUGAUCUUGUCCUCAAAGGUGAGGAGAAGUCGCAUGAAUAGAUUCCAAGGCGCCAUUUCUCUUGGGUGUUAUGAAUAGUUCAUUUGAAACUGUUGUGGGAUGUCCAUGACUUGGAGGGAUCGAACAGUCCGAGGUGGCGGAGAUUGUACGAAGUAAG
Messenger RNA from Sodiomyces alkalinus F11, 1038 nucleotides. RefSeq lists its product as hypothetical. The record is from RefSeq and is a predicted model, not a curated record. The transcript has 4 exons. The annotation marks the transcript as partial. NCBI's taxonomy places the organism in Eukaryota, Fungi, Ascomycota, Sordariomycetes, Glomerellales, Plectosphaerellaceae.